AUGGCCGCUUCCCUCUCCUCUCUUCCAAUGCACGGUCUCUCCACCUGGUCUUCACUCACCUCGGCCAUGUACCACACGCCUUCUGGGCUGCUCUUCCCUCGCGGGUCAUGCAGGCCGUUUCAUCAUACACGGGAAGACGUGGAUCAUGUCCUCCCGCAAGUUAGCUGCUCCAGUGGUGAACGGUACGGCUCUAUCUGCGCUUCGCCCCUCCCCGCCGGGCCCUCGGCAGUAUCUGGCCCCCAGUAUUCGUACACGCACGGUGGUAGUGUCUGUCGAUUGGCUUCGCAGUCCUAUCUACCAGUGUUCGAUUGGUUAGGCGAUUGUCAGCAGCGACCAUCUCAAUACAUCGUCGAGAAGACUUGCGAAAUGAUAUGCUACCUGUGGUUUUCAUCGCUACCUUCAUCGUCGUCUCCAUCAAAACGAAACUGUCCUGACCCUCAACAGCCUCAACCUUACUUCCCUCACAGUAGUUCCUCGACAGCAUCUCUGCAAUUUUCCGUCUCUCCCGCUUUCGUCCGCUUCAUGCAAAAGGUCCUGGAGACGACCCAAGUCAGCCAAUCUGUUAUCGUGCUCUCGCUGCAUUAUAUAUAUCGUAUGAAGGCGCGUAAUCGUUUCACCACCGGUCAAGCCGGCAGCGAGUAUCGAGUUGCUUUGGCGGCCCUUAUGAUGGCUAAUAAGUUUGUUGACGAUAAUACAUACACGAACAAGACGUGGGCUGAGGUAUCUGGCAUUGGCCUAGCAGAGGUGAACAAGAUGGAGAGGGAGUUCCUUCUUGGAAUCGAUUUCGGCCUUUACGUGGACGAGACGACUUACGAUUCAUGGCUAAACCUGUUGAAGGGUCUUACCAUGGCAAAGGAAAGAGAAUCACAACAUUGGCAUCGUUCUCGGUGGCGCGCACGACCUACACCCCUCUCGAAAGCACAGUUCCACAGGUCCACUUCGAUGUACAGUCCCACUUCGCACUCGACGUCGCACCGUGCCCGUUCUUCAUCGCCGAGCCGUCGUUCUGCUGGCUGCAAGUUUCCUUGUUCUGAGCCUCACAAACAGCACAAUGUGCCAUACGUUUCUUCGUCGCUGUCUGGUUUAAAACGUACUGCUGCGGACGCAUUCUGUCUGGCUCCGACUCCCCGGUUACCCGCGAGCAAUUCUGUCCCCCGGGUCAACGGUCUUCGGCUGGAGAUCCCUCAACCGGACCUCUCCACAAGGGAGAAGCCGUCGCCUUCAGAGCCACUGCAGUUACUCUCAAAGCUGUCGUUGGGUGCAUCACCAGUCGAUGGUGAAGUUGUUCCAACUUGGGCCUCGAGUGCUAUGCAGGAGACCGUGCCGCAGACCCUGGUCUCCGCCUACCGUGUUGAUGAGAGAAUUCAGCAUGCACCUCCUCAGAAUCUCUACUUCUACACUCUGGCAUGCUCGCCAAUGGAAGAGAGGAAUUCACGCAAAGCGAGGUUGCAUUACCACCAACCACCUGCGCCGAUACCGACUGUGCACCACAUUCACGCGCCCGUGCCUAUGAUGGUGCAAUCUGCUUCAGCCAGCCCUUGUGACGUGCAUAGACACUUACCUCCGGCACCCGUCCUGCCACCGUUCUCGGAGUUUUCACGCGAACCUCCAUCAUCAUACGGCGUCGACCUGGCCAACCAACCACCCGCGGAUCAGGGACGCGCAUAUACCCUGCAAGAUCACUCGAUCCCCUCCGCGCCAUUCGCCAACGCUGGACCCCCCGGCUACCAGUUUUACUUUAAUUCUUCCCCAGACGCCCCGUUCGCCCUCUACAGGCCGCGCGGUCGCCGUCUCUAA
Molecule: messenger RNA, 1797 nt
Organism: Sparassis crispa
Lineage: Eukaryota; Fungi; Basidiomycota; Agaricomycetes; Polyporales; Sparassidaceae
Exons: 4
Coding region: 1-1797 (598 amino acids)
Biological process (GO): regulation of cyclin-dependent protein serine/threonine kinase activity
Cellular component (GO): nucleus; cyclin-dependent protein kinase holoenzyme complex
Molecular function (GO): cyclin-dependent protein serine/threonine kinase regulator activity; protein kinase binding
Source: RefSeq, a predicted model, not a curated record